Molecule: messenger RNA, 908 nt
Organism: Prorocentrum cordatum
Lineage: Eukaryota; Dinophyceae; Prorocentrales; Prorocentraceae
Source: the annotation of a GenBank genome assembly
GAGCCGCGCCGGCGCCGCGGGCGCCCCGCACCCGCGGGCGGCAGUGCAGCGGCCCCUCGUCAGACGCCUGGCGCGACUUCCGCGCCGCCCUCGUCGCGCGGGAGCGCCGCGCGGAGGCCCCAGCGCCGCCGGCCGCGGAGGGCGGCGCGAGCGAUGGGGGCGAGCCGCCCACCUGGGCCCACGUGUCCCCGCUGAUCGAGCGCGGCUCCGUGCUGCUCUCGGAGCCGGGGUGCGGCUUCAGCUUCCGGCAGCAGUACUUCCAGAAGGCGGUGGUCCUGCUGGUCGACCACCGGAAGGAGUUCGACAUGGGCAUCAUCCUGAACCGGCCCACGGGGAUCAGCACGUCUCAGCUCGGGGUCCCCGGCCAGUCCUGGCUCCUCAGCUUCGGCGGCGACUGCCAGGGCUUGCAGGACACGCCCGGGAACAGCCUGGACACCAUGUGCCUGUUCUGCCUGCAUAGCCAGGCGAGCUUGGCGGGCGUGUCAAAGGAGGUCAUUGACGGGCUCUGGUUCACGAGCCUCGCCGAGGCACAGACCGCCGUGAACAAGGGGCACGCCGGCCUGGGCGACUUCCUCGCGGUGGCGGGGUACUGCGGCUGGGGGGAAGGCCAGCUGCAGCGCGAGCUGGACGAGGGGAGCUUCUGGUCGCUGGCCGCCGUGGACAAGCGGUCGCUCGUGCGGGAGCUCCGCCAAGCGCAGGCCCGCGCGUCGCUGGAGAUGAGCGCCGACCAGGUCGUGGUGGACGACGGUACAGCUGCAUGGCGCCGCCUGUACGAUUCCCUCGGCAGACUUCAUCAGGACCGGGCGAGCGCGUGGCGCCCAGAUGUGAUAUUCGGCGACCAGCGGCUUCGAGAGUGGAUCGAUGCGAACUUGGUGCGGCUAGACACUGGCGCCCAGGGCUGGAUGUAA